Scophthalmus maximus (turbot) is the source of this 1171-nucleotide messenger RNA. RefSeq names its product adhesion G-protein coupled receptor G1. Bases 357 to 1082 code for a protein of 241 amino acids. Lineage: Eukaryota; Metazoa; Chordata; Actinopteri; Pleuronectiformes; Scophthalmidae. Gene Ontology annotation, cellular component: membrane. Gene Ontology annotation, molecular function: G protein-coupled receptor activity. Gene Ontology annotation, biological process: adenylate cyclase-activating G protein-coupled receptor signaling pathway; cell surface receptor signaling pathway. The transcript has 8 exons. The record is from RefSeq and is a predicted model, not a curated record.
ACACUGGCAGCCGCAGAUGACCUGUAUGAGAACAGACUGGUUGGCCUUUAUGUGCACGGCAAGACUAUUUCAGGACUACAGGAGCGCGUCAACAUCACCAUGGUUGUUACUAAGGCCAUUAAUGAUAUAGCAGGGACGGCUGCCUAACCCUGUGGGAAAGAGGUCAGGGUCACAUCACCUGCUCCUGUGACCACCUCACAUACUUCGGUGUGCUCGUGGUGUCUGCUUCCAUCUCCCCUAGAGACCAGGAGAUCCUGACAUACAUCAGUCAGAUUGGCUGUGGUCUUUCUCUCUUUGCCCUGGUCACCGCUGUUUUCAUCUUCAUCACAAACAGAACGGUCAGGGCAGAUGUCUCCAUGAAGAUCCACAUCAGUCUGGCCGUUGCCCUGAUCCUCCUCAACCUGCACUUCCUCCCCAGCCAGACAGUGGCGGCGCAGGCCUCCACUGGGCUUUGCAUUUACAUGGCUCUUUCCCUUCACUACUCCCUGCUGGCCACUUUCGCCUGGAUGGCGUUGGAGGGGUUCCACGUCUACAUCCUACUAGUGCGAGUCUUCAAUAUCUAUGUCAAGAGAUACCUGCUCAAACUCAGUGUGGUGGGAUGGGGUAUUCCUGCAGUCAUCGUGUCCCUGGUGGCCGUCAUAGACAGAGGAGCAUAUGGUCGUGUUGCCCUGGACUCAUCUAACCCCAAUAGCACUUUAAUAUGCUAUAUAACCAAUGACACAGUAAAGGUCGUGACCACAGUGGGAGCAUUUGGCUUGGUGUUCAUCUUUAACAUGAUCAUGUUUGGGGUGACAGUCAUACGUGUUAUGAGUCUCCGGCCUAUCAAAGAGCAUGGGCAGAGUGACCGUGACAGAGCCAAGCGAGACAUCUGCACCCUGCUGGGGGUCUCCACUCUGCUCGGCAUCACCUGGGGCCUGGUCUUUUUCUCGUUUGGCUACCUGACGGUUGCCGGCCUCUACACCUUCUGCAUCCUGAACUCACUGCAAGGCGUCUUCAUCUUGCUGUGGUUUGUGAUGUCUCUGAAAAAGUACAGAAGCUCAGCUACAGCGACGAGCAGCGUAACACGCAGCACCAAUAGCUAAGGCCGGACUCGGCUCAUAGUAUCAAGAUGUGCGUGCGUGUGUGUGUGUCGCGAUAUCUAAUGUAAGUGAAUAUUAAAUGUAAAAAUAUA